CAUGUUGGAGCCGCGGCCGCGGGGAAGACGCAGGAUUUUCCAGAAGCGGAAACCGCGGGAAAGGCCAAACCGAGAGACAGAGCGGAGUCGGGUCUUGGUCUCUGGCUGCUGGUCGACUCGACCACAACCGCAACCAAAGUGUGAGGAUCCAACUAGAGGCAUAGGAAACAAGGGAAUUCUGGAGAAAAAGGACCAUUGAAGGUUGUCAGAUUUUCUGUUGUGAUUCAGCAGUGGAUAUCAGCCUUGACAGUCUGUUCUAUCAUUAAAAUAUCAUGGCCAAAGUCGCAAGUGUGGGAAGAAAUAUUGACUGUAACAGUCCACCAAAUGAGUUCGGUGACAUCAUUAGAUGGAGAUCAGAUGAACAUGAUGGUGUACAGAAAAAAACCUUCACAAAAUGGAUCAAUGCACGCUUUGCAAAGGGUGGAAAGCCAUCAAUCAAGGAUCUAUUUGUCGACCUCCGAGAUGGACGAAAACUCUUAGAUCUUCUAGAAGGACUCACAGGAUGUGUGUUGACCAAAGAACGUGGCACUACCAGGGUACAUGCUCUCAACAACGUCACCCGAGUGCUGCAUGUGCUACAGCAGAAUAAUGUUGAGCUGGUGAAUAUUGGUGGAACUGAUAUUGUGGAUGGAAACCAUAAACUGACACUUGGACUUAUUUGGAGUAUAAUUCUACACUGGCAGGUCAAGGAUAUAAUGAAAGCUAUUAUGUCAGAUCUGCAUCAGACAAACAGUGAGAAAAUUCUGCUGAGUUGGGUCCGUCAGUCAACCCGACCUUACAAACAAGUAAAUGUUCUGAAUUUUACAACCAGCUGGGCUGAUGGGCUUGCUUUCAAUGCCAUUCUUCAUAGGCACAAACCAGGUUUGUUCAGCUGGGAUAAAAUUACGAAAAUGUCUGCAGUGAAUCGCCUGGAACAUGCUUUUGACAUGGCUAAAAAGCACUUGGAUAUAGACAGACUGCUGGACCCUGAAGAUAUUGCUGUUUGCCUUCCUGACAAGAAAUCCAUCAUCAUGUAUGUGACUUCUUUAUUUGAGGUACUCCCUCAACAAGUCACAAUGGAGGACAUUCUUGAAGUGGAGACCCUACCAAGGCAGUACAAAGUUGAAUGUGCAGAAGGUCCUUUAUCACGUCAACAGACUGUAACCUCCGAAAAGAAGCCCGUCAACUCUCAGACUGAAACUUCCAGUACAGUGCCUGAGAUGAAUGUGGACUUGGAUGGUUAUCAGGCAGUUUUGGAGGAGGUCCUAACAUGGCUAUUGUCAGCUGAGGACGCGUUUCAUAUGCAAGAUGACAUAUCCUCUGACGUUGAGGAGGUGAAGGAACAGUUUCACAUUCAUGAGGGAUUCAUGAUGGAGCUGACUGCACAUCAGAGUAAUGUGGGUAAUGUACUUCAGGCUGGAAACCAGCUCACUGCACAGGGCAACCUCACAGAAGAGGAGGAAAAUGAGAUCAGAGAACAAAUGUCUUUGCUUAAUUCUAGAUGGGAAAGCCUGAGAGUUGCCAGCAUGGACAGACAAGCCAAGCUUCAUGAGGUUCUCAUGGAAUUGCAGCAGCAGCAAUUGUGCCAGCUAUCAGAUUGGCUCACUCGGACAGAAGCACGUAUUCAAAAGCUGGAAGCACACUCUGAAGUAAAUGAAUUUGAGUCCUUCAAAUGGCAGAUUGAUGAACAUAAACUAUUGCAAAGUGACUUGGAGACAGAGCAGGUGAAAGUGAACUCUCUGACACACAUGGUUGUGGUAGUGGAUGAGAACAGUGGCGAGAGUGCUACAGCUGCACUGGAGGACCAGUUGCAGUCGCUGGGUGAGCGCUGGGCAGCUGUUUGUCGUUGGACAGAAGAGCGAUGGCGCCUGCUGCAGGAUAUUUUUGUAAAGUGGCAGCAACUAUCAGAGGAUCAGCAGCUGCUUAAGGCUUGGCUGACUGAGAAGGAAGAUGUUCUCACUGCAAUGCAAACCAGCAGCUUAAGGGAUCAGCGUGAGACUGGAGAGAAUAUUUGCAGUUUGGCAAUUUUGAAGGAAGAUCUACAAAUGAAGCGUCCUACAUUGGACCAUCUGGAUGAACUUGAUCAAGAUUUAACGGAAUUAUUCAAAAAUAGUAAUUUAUCAAAGAACAUUAACAGCGGUAUGGAAGAGCUAUCACAAAGAUGGGACAAUUUGGUGCAACAGCUGGAAGAUUACUCUAAACAGGUGUCUCAGGCACCGUCUGAAUUGGGACUAACUCAGAUCAGCCCUGUGGAAAUGGUAGAAAUAACAACAGAAUGUUCAGUUCAGAAGCAGGAAUUGGUACCUCUUCCACCACCCAAGAAAAGACAACUUUGCACGGAUGUAGAGUCCAAGAAAAGAUUUGAUGCUGAUGCAGGUGAGCUGCUGAGUUGGAUUGGUAAAUCAAAGUGUGAGGUCGAUGCCAUGAUGUUCAAUGACUUCAGCAGGCAGAAAAAUAUAUCUGGCAUGAAGGCAAAGGUGAAGGCUCUGGAAAAGGAGAAGGCUGAAAAAGAGAGACAAUCAAAGUCAUUAAAGCUGGUGGGACAAGCCUUGCUUGAAUCAAUGGAGAAAGAAGGACUACCAACAGAGGAAGUAAACCACGUACUGGAAAAUCUGUCAGUAGAAUGGAAAGAUAAUAACCAGAAAAUGGACAAGCUGAAUAGAAAAUUGCAGUAUCAAGAGAAUAUUAACUGUAUUUAUUCGGAAGUGCAAGACAUUGAAAAAACUCUGCAAUCCAAAGAAGACUGGCUGAAAUGUGCAAAUAGUGCUGCAUUGAAGGAAUCCUGUGAGUAUGAAAUCAGCCAACUGAAUGAAAUAGCUCCGCUAGUAAAGAAACUGCUAGCUCAUGGGGAAGUCCUUAGCAAUGAGCCUGAAGCUCCAAGCUUCCUCCAGGAAGACCUUAGUAAUUUCAAUAACCGAUUCAGGUCACUUCUGCAGAAACUACAGAGCAAGCACCAUGUACAAUUCGGGUUAGAGAGUCCUUGGAGAGUCGAUGCUAUAAAGUCGCUGAAAACGUUGCUUGACCGAUCCGAGGCCCAGGUUAUAUCAGAUUGGAAUGCAGUUAUUACAGUGGAAGCUGCUCAGAAUACAUUAAAAUACACAGCGAUUCUACGAGAUGAUUUGGCAAGCCAUCAACCUGAAAUGGAUAAGCUCACAGCUGAGACUCAAAGCAUGGGGGAGGAGCUGAUGUCUUCUCAGAACACGUGUAACGUAGAAUUGGAAGCAAUUCAAACACGGUGGAGAAGGCUGAUGACAAAACUUCAGGGUGACUGUCAGAUGCUGGAAGACACUAUAUCCAAACUGCAGCAAUUUCAGAAACAUGCAGAUGCCGUGGAAACAUGGAUAGAUAAUGCAGAGACCUUCUUGUCCAAGGAGACCAUCACGUCAGGCAAAAAAGAGGAGUUCUGGCAGCAGGUGGAGCAGUGCAUGACAUUUGUGAAAGACAUUCAGAAUGUAGAGUCCAAUUUGACAUCAAUGAAUGAGAUCCAUGAAUCAUUGAAAAAGCAGCCAAUGAUAGCUAUCUCCAAUUCUGUGAUGCCUCGUAUGGUUGAUUGCCGCACACGAUUUGAAAGUGUGAGCAACCAGAUUAUGUCUCAGCAGGCAAGAUUGUCUGAAGGUCAUGAGAAGACACUGAACUUGAAGAAAGAUCUUGUGGAAAUGCGUGAGUGGACCAUGCAAGCUGAAGAGGAAUAUUUAGAGAAAGACUUUGAAUAUAAGUCACCUGAAGAAUUAGAGACUGCUUUAGAGGAGAUGAAGCGUGCAAAAGAGGAGGUGCUGCAGAAAGAAGUUAGAGUGAAGAUUCUGAAAGACAAUAUAAAUUCAGUUCUUAAGAAAGUUCCACCCAAUGAUCAGGAACAGAUGUCCAGGGAUCUUAAUGCGAUGAUGGAGAAUUACAAGAGGCUUUGUGAUAGGAUUGAACGUAAAUAUUUGACUUUAAAGGAGGUAUGGUCUUGCUGGUGUGAGUUGCUCCAUUACUUGGACAUAGAAAAUAAUUGGUUAAAGAAUCUGGAGGAGAUGUUGUACACCACAGAAAAUAUACCAGACGGUGCUGAAGCUGUCAGUGAGGCCCUUGAGUCCCUCGAGUCUGUACUCCGUCAUCCAGCAGAUAAUCGAACACAAAUCCGUGAACUAGGUCAGACGCUGAUUGAUGGUGGAAUAUUGGAUGAACUUAUAAGUGCAAAACUGGAGGUAUUCAAUGCUCGGUAUGAAGAGCUCAGUCAUCAGGCUGUGAACAAGCAGAUCUCAUUGGAGCAGCAUUUACAAAUGUCUCAAGAAAAUGAACAGCAAAUACAUGACCUGCAGGAGUCACUUGGAUUGUUGGACAAGCAGUUAACCUUGUAUUUAACAGAUCGCAUAGAUGCCUUACAAAUGCCACAAGAAGCUCAGAAAAUUAAAACAGAUAUUGCAGCCUAUGAAGCCAGCUUAGAGGAAAUGAAGAUGAAAAAUACGAGGGCCCUGCCUUUCUUAGGUAGCAAACCUCACUCUCGUGGUGGGCCUCAAUUGGAUUUGCUUCAGAGGAAACUUCGAGAAGUGUCAACAAAAUUCCAACUUUUCCAGAAGCCGGCAAAUUUUGAGCAGCGCAUGUUAGAUUGCAAACAUGUGUUGGACAGCGUUCGAACAGAACUGCAUGUAUUGGACAUGAGGAGUGUUGAGCCUGAGGAACUACAGCCCCAAUUGGAUAAUUGUAUGAAACUGUAUAAAACACUGAGUGAAGUGAAGCUUGAGGUGGAGACAGUAAUAAAGACUGGACGACAAAUUGUUCAGAAACAGCAGACUGACAACCCCAAAUUAAUGGAUGAGCAAUUAACAGCUCUGAAACUCUUGUACAAUGAAAUGGGAGCACAGGUCACUGAAGGUAAGCAGGAUUUGGAAAAGGCCUUGCAUCUAUCUCGCAAGUGGAAGAAAGAGGCCGAGUCAUUUUCAGAAUGGUUGGCAGCUAAAGAAGAUGAAGUGAUUCAAAAAUCAUCUUCCAGUGGAAUGCCUGCUAACUUAGAUUCAGAGAUCAAGUGGACCAGACAAAUUCUGAAAGAAUUGGAGGUGAAGAAAACUGAACUGGGUAAUAUCACUGAGAAUAGUGCUGCACUGCAGAGCCUGAUAGAAGGCAGCAGUCAUGUUUUGGAGGAUAAAAUGUGCACACUGAAUGCUGCUUGGAACAAGGUCCACACUCUGACACAGGGGUGGUGUGACAAACUGCUGGAUUAUCAAAAACAAAUGGAAGGCUUUGAUCAAAAUGUUGCACACAUAAGCACCUGGCUGUAUCAAACGGAAAUUCUGUUAGAUGAGAUUGAUAAGAAACCAGACUGUGAAAGAGAAGAAAUACUUAAGCGUUUUCAAUUUGAACUGGAUGGAAUCAGUUUGCAAGUUGAUGAUAUACGUGACCAAGCUGUUUCCCUCAUGAAAAAUAAUGGUACCAUGUGCCGCGAAGUGGUGGAGCCAAAGCUAAUUGAACUGAAUCGCAAUGUUGAGAGAGUUUCUCAGCACAUCAAAUCUGCAAAAAUGGAGGCAGCAAGUAAAGACCCUGCACGUCAUGAAAAUGGGUCAAGACCAGGUAUGAAUACCAACCAGGUUUCAUCCAUCAAUCUAGAUCGCUUUGAAGCUGAGCUUCAAAACAAGCUAGAAGACCUGGACAGAAGGUUACAAUGUAGUGAGGAGAUCCAAGAUGAUGAUGAAAAGGUGGAUGAAGAAGAAGCGGAUGUGGAGGAAAUGCUACAAGAAGGAGAGCGACUGCUACAACUGACUGAUAAUGAUAGGAAACAGAAACAAAUCCGCAAAAAACUAAUUCUAUUACAGACAAAACAUGCCUCUGUUAAGGCAACAAAGUUAAUGCAGAAGGAGAAAGUAGGAGGGCAGUCUCCUAGAUGGUUGCAGUAUAAGAGAGAGGAAAACGAAUUCCUACAGUGGCUUGAUGACAUUGAGCAGCAACUGUUCACCGCUUCUAGCUCAGAAGACCAGGAGAGAUUACAGGAACUGACCCAAGACUUUGAACAACGACGGGAAGACUUCAAUGUCUUAAAACAGAAGGCACAAGAUCUAAUACAGUAUCGUGCCUCUUCAGGGCAGGACCCCAUUAGUGUGGAAAAGCGCUGGUGUCAGAUAGAAACUCUGUUUUCCAAUUAUCAAACACACCCUUUGAAACGUCCAGAAGUGCAAGUUAUCACUGCUCAUUAUACUACCAGUGCAGGGACGACUUCGCAGUAUUUCCCAUCAGAUUAUCUUCUGGCCAUAAACAAGGCAUUACUUGCUCUGACUGAUGUUGAACUAGUAUUGAAUGCACCAGAAUUAAAUAAUGGAAAAUAUGAGGAUUUCUCAAGCCAGGAAGAUUCCUUAAAGAACAUAAAGGACAUGCUGGAGAAACUUGGAGACCAAAUUGAAGAUAUUCAUGAGAAUCAGCCUGAUGCCCUCCUUGAAGCUUCUGCAGCUGAUGUUGUCCAAAUAGGUGACACACUAACGCAGCUUCAUGCACAAUGGGAUCGAGUGAAUAGAAUGUAUAAUGAUCGCAAAAGCUGUUUCGAUAAGGCUGUGGAGGAAUGGAGACAAUUUCACUGUGACUUAAAUGAUCUGAAUCAGUGGGUGAUGGAAGCUGAGCAGUUAUUGUCUGUUGCCCGAGACCAAAAUGGUAGCCUGGACUUGGAGGAAGCCAGGAUUCACCAACAGGAGCUGGAAGAAAGUCUCAGCAGUCACCAGCCAGUAUAUAUUACUUUAAAUGCCUCUGGCAGAGAUAUCAUACAGGACCUUUCAACAGCAGAUGGAUGUCUCCUACAGGAGAAGCUCAAUGGAUUAAAUAAACGCUGGGCAGCUAUUUCUUCAGAGAUCAAAGAUCGGCAUCGUAGGUUGGUUGGAGAUAGCCAACAAUGCUCUGAUUUAAAGAAUCAGAUGGAUGAAUUUGGUUUGUGGUUGGAUACAGUACAGAACUCUUUAAGGGCUGUGCAUUCACCGCCGACAGCACAUGACCUGGAGGAACUGAAGGUUGCAGCAACAGACCUCAAGUUGCGCAGUGACAAUUUAACCAUGAUGAACAGCAUUACACAGGAUAUACUUUCAGACAAAAACCUAAGUCUACAAGAGAGAGACAAACUUUCUGCAAAGCAUAGAAUUAUCAAUUCAAACUGGAAUAAGAUGUGCAAAGAACUGUCUGUUAAAGUGAAAGAAAUUGAGAUUCACCUCCAGGACUAUGCUGACUUCAAAGAAAACCUGGAGAAGUUGUCCGACUGGGCAGUAGUUACAAGACUGAAGCUCCAGCACAGAGGGCCAUCUUCACCAGGAGGCACACAACUUCAGUUAUUAGAAGCUGCUGUGAUGAGCCACCAAACUGACAUUGAGGCUACUCUCGCUAAAGCUUUGGAGUUGGACAGGAAAAGUAAUUUGCUCCCUGAAGAAAAGAGUAAGGUGGCACAACUUUCUGCUGACUGGAAAACUCUCAACAAUAUUUUGAAAGAUCUUAAUGAUCAGUGCUUCGUGGGAUGGAGUCAGCAUAUGUCACAACCAAAGGUUAAAGUAGUUCACUCCACUGUUCAAACAGUCACCCUGGUGUCAGCAAUGCCUCCAUCUCCUGGAGCCAGUCCGUUGGGUCUACGCGAUGACUUCCCCUCAAAUUCUGAAUCAUUGAUGCCAGCAGAUCUGGAUAAAUCAGCUGUGGAGCUCAUUGACUGGCUGACACUCAUUGAUCAGAUGAUCAAAUCAAACAUAAUUACUGUUGGAGAUCUGGAGGAGAUUAAUGAAACAAUUGUACGCCUGAAGACUACAAUAAAUGAUUUGGAGCAGCGACGACCGCAGCUCGAUGCUAUUUUUACACUAGCUCAGAACUUGAAGAAUAAAACGGCUGAUAUGGAGGAGCGAGCUGCAAUUACUGAGCGAUUGGUGAGGGUGCAGAACCAAUGGGACAACACACAGCACAGAUUGGAGGCACGGCAGCAACAGCUAGAAGAAUUGCUCAGUGACAGCAUACAUUGGGAGGAGGAUUUGCAGGCAACUGAGCGACUGGUUGGUCAGAGUGAAAUCCACCUGCAGUCGGUGCUCCAUGUCACUUCAGAGCCACUUGCCCCACAGUUGACAGAAAGCAAGCAAUUCUUAGAAGAAUUACACAAAGGGCAGUUUACAGUGUCAUCAUUCAAAGACUUGUCCAGUAAACUUCUCCGGGUUUAUGCAGCAGAUGAUACUCGGAAGGUGAAAGAGGUUACAGACAGCAUUGAUACCUCCUGGAAUAAUAUCAAUCAAAGAGCCAGUGAGAGAGUUGAAAAGCUGGAGAGUGAACUAAAGCAGCUACAGAACUUGUUGCAGGAGUUAGAGGGAUGUCUUCGGUGGUUGCAGGAUACUGAAAGUGCAGCUGAUAUCUUGGCCAGUGCAGUUGAAAAAGAAGACACGCUGCAGGAUACUGCUGACGUGAAGGAACUCAAACACAGAUUGCAAGAUAUCCAGGCUGAAAUUGAUGCUCACAAUGACAUCUUUAAGAGUAUUGAUGGCAACAGACAUAGAAUGGUGAAGGUUUUGGGAAAUUCAGAGGAAGCUGCCUUGCUCCAGCAUCGACUUGAUGAUAUGAACCAGCGAUGGAGUGACCUAAAGACCAAAUCUGUCAAUAUCAGGGCUCAUUUGGAAGCCAACACAGAACGUUGGAACAGGUUGCUCACAUCGUUAGAAGAACUAUGUAAGUGGUUAAAGCUCAAGAACGAGGUGCUGACAAAACAGAUGCCCAUUGGAGGUGAUGUUCAGACUCUACUGCAGCAACAUGAUCAUUGUCGGGCACUCAGACAAGAACUAAUGGAUAAGGAGGUGACGAUUGUAACUGCCCUGGAUUCAGCUCGCUUAUUCCUUGCAGAUCAGCCCAUAGAGGGGCCAGAGGAGCCACGCCGACACCUUCAUGUUAAAACAGAACCUACCCCAGAAGAGAGAGCCCAAAGAAUUGCCAAAGCUGUUCGCAAACAAUCAACAGAAGUGAAGGAAAAUUGGGAACUGUUGAACACUCAUGCAAGCAACUGGCAGAAACAGGUGCAAAAGGCAUUGGAGAAACUUCAAGAAUUGCAGAAAGCUAUGGAUGAUCUUGAGGCUCAUGUGAUAACAGCCGAAGGGGUCCGUACUGAAUGGCAACCUGUGGGUGACCUGCUUAUUGACUCCUUGCAGGAUCACAUUGACAAAACCACAGCUUUUAAAGAAGAAAUUGCCCCGGUGAAGCAAGAAGUGAAAAUAUUAAAUGAUCUGGCUAGUCAGUUAUCUCCACUUGAUGUCUUUUUAUCUCCAAAGAUUUCUCACCAGCUUGAUGACCUAAAUAUGAGAUGGAAACUUAUACAGGUUGCUGUUGAAGAUCGGAUCAAGCAAUUACAAGAGGCAUACCGGGAUUUUGGUCCUUCAUCACAACACUUUCUUUCUACCUCCGUUCAGUUGCCUUGGCAGAGAGCUGUAUCACACAACAAUAAAGUGCCAUAUUACAUCAACCACCAGAUUCAGAGUACUUGUUGGGACCAUCCAAAAAUGACUCAACUGUUUCACUCAUUAGGUGAUUUAAACAACGUGCGUUUUUCUGCUUACCGGACAGCAAUGAAGAUCCGCCGACUCCAGAAAGCGCUCUGUUUGGAUCUGUUGGAGUUGCACACAGCACAACGCAUCUUCGAUCAGCACAAAUUGACACAAAAUGAGCAACUUCUGAAUGUGACUGAAGUAAUCAACUGCUUAACAACCAUUUAUGACGGUUUGGAACAAAACCAUAAGGACUUGGUCAAUGUGCCACUCUGUGUUGACAUGUGCUUAAACUGGCUGCUGAACGUCUUUGAUACGGGUAGGAGUGGAAGAAUCAGAGUGCUGUCUUUGAAAAUUGGCUUGAUGUGUCUAUCCAAGGGUCACCUGGAGGAAAAAUACAAGUAUCUCUUCAAACAAGUAGCUGAAUCUGCAGACUUGUGCAACCAACGAAGCUUGAGCCUUUUGCUUCAUGAUGCAGUUCAGAUCCCUCGGCAGCUGGGCGAGGUAGCUUCAUUUGGAGGCAGCAACAUUGAACCAAGUGUCCGCAGUUGCUUCCAACAUGGCCAGAACAAACCAGAGAUUGAUGUUAAACACUUCGUGGAAUGGAUGAGACUGGAGCCUCAAUCCAUGGUCUGGCUGCCUGUUCUACACCGUGUGGCAGCUGCUGAAACUGCAAAACAUCAAGCAAAGUGUAACAUCUGCAAAGAGUGCCCAAUCAUAGGUUUCAGGUACCGCAGCCUCAAACACUUCAACUAUGAUAUCUGCCAAAGCUGUUUCUUUUCAGGACGCACAGCAAAGGGACACAAGUUGCAUUACCCAAUGGUGGAGUACUGCACUCCCACUACAUCAGGUGAAGAUGUGCGUGAUUUCACCAAGGUGCUGAAAAAUAAGUUCAGAUCAAAGAACUACUUUGCCAAACAUCCUCGCUUAGGUUAUUUGCCAGUGCAAACAGUCCUGGAAGGCGAGAACCUUGAGAUUCCUGUCACAGUUAUCAGUAUGUGGCCUGAACAGUAUGACCUUACACAGUCUCCACAACUGACUCAAGAUGACACGCAUUCCAGAAUAGAACAUUAUGCCAACAGGUUGGCACAGAUGGAGAGAAAGAAUGGCUCUCUGCUUACAGACAGUAGCUCAACCACAGGAAGUAUUGAUGAUGAGCAUAUACUGAUUCAACAGUACUGUCUGACACUGGGGAGAGAAUCACCCAUAAGUCAGCCCCAGAGUCCUGUGCAGAUCCUCAAAUCGGUGGAGAAAGAGGAGCGGGGCGAGUUAGAAUGCAUCAUUGCCAAUCUUGAAGAGGAGCAAAGAAAUCUGCAGGCUGAAUAUGAAAGGUUAAAGCAACAGCAAAGUCCACGAGAUGUAAAACCCCUCCCAUCACCACCCUUAUCAGCAGUUCAGCAAAAUUAUCAAGAUGCUGAGCUCUUGGCUGAGGCUAAGCUUCUACGACAACACAAAGGACGACUUGAGGCCAGAAUGCAGAUAUUGGAGGACCACAACAAACAACUGGAGUCACAGCUGUGUCGACUGCGAAAACUCCUGGAAGAGCCAUUGACAGAAGCCAAACUGAAUGGAGUUGCUCCUGUUUCCCCAACUGCAUCUUUCGAGCUUGCUGAAAAUAGUCAAGCCUAUAAUGAAGACUUCAGCUCACAAACAGAUGAUUUAUUGAUUCCACCUGAGGACACAAGUACAGAUCUCACUGAUGUUAUGGAGCAAAUCAACAGUUCUUUCCCGGUUUGCAACUCAAAUUUUGUGACAAGGCAACAGGUCAUGAUGUAAUAAUAUGUUUCAUGCAAAAAUCACAAACAUUGAGACAACUGCUUCCUAUAAUGACCAACAGCAGCUGAGAAUCAUAAGGAAAUUCAUUAGGACCUUCAAAGAAUAAUCAAUUCCACUAAACUGUCUCAGUGAAGGAGUUUAUCUCUGGAGACUCAACAACUCGUAGUUUUAACUAUUGUGUCUCCCUCUUUGCUUCUUUUACUAUGCAAAUGUAAAAUAACAAAGUAUAAAAUGUUGAACUCUGAAAAAUGCACCAUUAUAUGUAAAAAUAAACAGCAGCAUUUAGGGAGGGGGGGUCUUUUCUUUCACUCUGGUAUGAGAGAAUUGUGAUGGGAAUGUGUGUUUAUUUUAGUGUGUUUUUUUUAAAACGGACUACUCUCUCAGAUGCCACCCUCUCGGAAAACAGAGCCUUCCAGGUGUGGUUCUGAAUUUUGGCUGUUUGCCUACAACCUUGGUUCAUUUUGAAAUACUGCCAUAGUCUUGCAAAAAUGAUAGGGAGAUUUAUUUUUCUUCUAUAGUGUGAUUUGCUGUGCCCAAACAAAUUGUACAAAUAGGGUGAAAAUUUUAAUGCAUUCAAACAAUAUAAAGCCAUGACCAAUUUUCUACCUCAUACCCUCCUUUCUUCAAAAAUGGAUCUUCCAUCAUAUAUUCCCUGGCAGACAAAGCCCUUAUUUUCAUUAAAUUAAAUAGCAUAAGGGGCCAAAUUAUUUGAUCAGCAGUGAGUCGGUGGCAUCAUAACAUUUUAAUAAAUCAAUGAGCAUCAGCCUAAGUUGAUACAGAUUCAUUAACAAGCCGCCAUCAAACAACCCCCCCACCCCCUCCACCACCAAAUGUUGUGAUUUGUGGCCAAUAGGCAGGCUGCACCACUACACCAUAAAUUGUCUCAUCUUAUUUAGUUCUGUCAUUGAUUGACAUUACAUUUUAACCUGUAAUAUGCAUUACCUUCUGGGUAUACAGAUUAUAUCUUAAAUCCUGAUCACGCCUGAUAUCACUACAUAUGUCACUCAAAAUAAAGUUUGUUUAUACAACAUUGCAACAGAAGGUACUUUGUGCUUUUUCCUGCAACUCCUAAAAUGAAAAAAAUUGUUUUGUACCAUUUAUAAUUUUCUCUUGUGGAUAAAGGUGAGCCAUAUUGCUGUUUUCAAAGUAAACUCUCUCUUAUCACCAUCCUCUAUAUCCAAAUGAUUGGCUCUCCCUGAAUUCCAUGUGAUCUAACCUUGCUGACCAGUCUACCAUGUGGCAUCUCGUUGAACGCCUUGCUGAAGGCCAUGUAGCUGAAAAUGUGUUGCUGGAAAAGCGCAGCAGAUCAGGCAGCAUCCAAGGCGCGGGAGAAUCGACAUUUCGGGCAUGAGUCCUUCUUCAGGAAGCCAUGUAGACAACAAUUCACUGCUCUGCCUUCAUCAAGUCAUUUCUUUAAAAAACUCGUUAGUAAGACAUAAUUUCCUACUCACAAAGCCAUGUUAACUAUACCUAAUCAGUCCUUGUCUUUCCAGAUACAUGUCGCUCAGAAUCCUCUCCAACAACCUCCGGCUCGCCAGUUUAUUAUUCCCUGGCUUUUGCUUACCACCUUCCUUUCAUAAUAGCACCACAUUAACCACCCUCCAGUCUUCCAGCACCUCAACCAUGGCUAUUGAUGAUACAAAUAUCUCGGCAAGAGGCCCAGCAAUCACCUCCCUAGAUUCCCACAAAGUUCUGGAAUACACCUGAUCAGGUCCCAGUAAUUCAUCCACCUUAAGAUGUCCAGCACCUGUCCCCCUGUAAAUGAACACUUUUCAAGAUAUUUCUGUUUAUUUCUCCAAGUUUACCAGCUUUCAUAUCCUUCUCUAAAGUAAUACUAACGCGAAAAGCUCAUUUAGUAUUUCAUCCACCUCCUGUUUUUCAGACAUAAACAGCCUUUAAGGGACCCUAUUCUUUUGCCGUUAAUGUAUUUAUAGAAUCUCUUUGCAUUGUCCUUAACCCUAUUUGUCAAAGCUAUCUCAUGUCCCUUUUUGCCUUCCUGAUUUUCCUCAUGAGAAUGCUCCUUCUGCCCUGAGACUCCUUGAAGGAUUCACUCAAUCCCAGCUGUUUAUACCUGUCAUGUGCUUCAUUUUCUUAACCAGAGCCUCAUUCUCUAGUCAUCCAGCAUUCCCCACACUACCAGCCUUGCCCUUUACACUAAUAGAAAAAUACCGCACCUGGACUAUUUUUGAAGGCCUCCCACUUUCCAACCACCCUUUCCCUGUGAAUAGCCCCAAAGUGCUCCCCCACUGACACCUUCGUCACUUGUCCUGCCAUAUUGCUAAGUCAGGUUUUGCUCCAUCUUUAGUAGGUUCAUCCACAUGCUGAAUAAGAAAAUGUUCUUGUAACGAUAGUUUAUUGAAGCAAUAAAAUUUUUGCAAAACACAAAUACACAUAAGCAUGCAGCAAACAGGAAAAGAAAGCUAUGAACAUCUUUAAAAAAUUCAUUAAUUCAGUGAAUAAGUUUUAAUAGACCAAUGUCCCGACAAGGUCCUCCAAGUUGGCUACUCUGGUAGAAUUCCUUUUUGUAGGUCAGAUGAAGUUAUGUGCAGUUACAGGCAUAGCAAUAUGAUUCUGGAAAACUGGGAUUUUCAGAAAUCUCAGGAAUCAGCCUAGUGAAGCUGUUUUGAACUUCCUCCAAUUUGUACGUCCUUUCUUAAAUAGGAAAACCAAAAUUUUAAACCGUUCUCCUCGUGCAUUCAGCACUCUGUACAAUUGUAUCACAAUUUCCCUAUUUUUAAACUCCAAACCCCAAGCAGCAAAUGGCAAAAUUCCAUUUGCCUUGUUAAUUAUAUGAAUCACCCGGAUGCUAACAUUUUGUUUAAUCUACAAAAAUACCCAUAUCUCUCUGUAUUGCAUUUUUAAAGUCUGUUACCCAUUCAAUUAAUAGUAUGCCUUUGAAUUUUCCGACCACAGUGCAUGGCCUCCCAUUCCUACAGAUUAAAUCUAUCUGCCAAGCUUUUGCCAAUUCACGCAACCUAUCCAUAUCUUUGUGUCUUCAUCAUAACAGCAUGGUGGCUCAGUGGUUCGUACUGCUGCCAAACAGUGCCAGGGACCUGGGUUUGAUUCCAGCCUUAGCUGACUGUGUGGAAUUUGCACAUUCUCACCAUGUCUGCAUGGGUUUCCUCCGGGUGCUCCGGUUUCUUCCCACAAUCCAAAUAUAUGCAGGUUAGGUGAAUUGGCCACGUUAAAUUGCCUAUAGUGUUCAGGAUUGUGUAGAUUAGGUUCAUUAAUCGGGGUAAAUGUGAAGUAAUAGGGGAGGGGAAUGGGUCUAGGUGGGUUACUCUUCAGCGGAUAGGUGUGGACUUGUUGGGCCAAAUGGCCUGUUUCCACACUGAAGAGAUUCAUGAUGAUAACAUGCCCUCUCAUCUAUUUUUGUAUCGUCAACAAAUUGGAUGCAUUACACACUGUCUCUUUCUCCUCCAAGUCAAUAAUAUAGAUGAUAAAUUAGGAUUAUGUCCUCGUCCUUUACUCGUUACAUCUUUCCAACUUGAAAAUGACCAAUUAAUAAUACCGCACUCAGUUUGUGUAUUAACUGAUUUUUUUUCAUUCAAUGCUAAUACAUCACCCCAAAUACUGUCAGAUCUUAUUUUGUGCAUAUUGGUACCUAACAUUAAAUUUGGAUCAUGGUCAGGGACAAGAGGUGUGACUGCAAGCAAGUCAGAUAUCAGGAUCCAGAAUUUAACUUUUGAGGAGCUCGACCUUCAUUUAAAAUCUGAGAUGUGAAGUAAUUUCUUCUCCCAGAGGGUUGUGACUUCUGGAAUUUAGAGACAUCACUGAAAAUAUUUAAAGAGAUUUCUGAAAUAUGGAGUUGAGGUCUAUAAUGAGCUAGCGUGAAAGAGAAAUGGAGCAAAUCAACUGAUCUUGUUGAAUGUUAUGGCAUGCUUGAGGGGCCGAGUGACCGACUCCUGCGUGUAUUUCUUUUGUUCUUAUGAUCUUUGGAUUUAAUAGUUUACUUAAUUUCUUCUGUUAACCAUGAGUGGCCACAUUUUCCAUUGUGAUUUACUGCCCAAAAUGUAUGUAUAACUUUAAAUGCAAACAGUUUUCCUUAAAUAUUAAAUAUUGCCUAUUCACUGA
This is a messenger RNA of Hemiscyllium ocellatum (epaulette shark), 15275 nucleotides long. Its product is annotated as utrophin-like. The record is from RefSeq and is a predicted model, not a curated record. Gene Ontology annotation, molecular function: protein binding; zinc ion binding. The transcript is spliced from 79 exons. The coding region runs from base 273 to 11201 and encodes 3642 amino acids. Gene Ontology annotation, biological process: synaptic signaling. Gene Ontology annotation, cellular component: plasma membrane. NCBI's taxonomy places the organism in Eukaryota, Metazoa, Chordata, Chondrichthyes, Orectolobiformes, Hemiscylliidae.